This is a messenger RNA of Carassius gibelio (silver crucian carp), 4701 nucleotides long. RefSeq names its product brain-enriched guanylate kinase-associated protein-like. The transcript has 7 exons. The record is from RefSeq and is a predicted model, not a curated record. Lineage: Eukaryota; Metazoa; Chordata; Actinopteri; Cypriniformes; Cyprinidae. Gene Ontology annotation, cellular component: synapse. Bases 22 to 2418 code for a protein of 798 amino acids.
AGCUCCACUAAAGGUGUCAAUAUGACCUCUGGACAGGCCGCGUCGCAUUUGGCUGUGUUACAGCAUCAACUGGAACUAAAAAUCGAAGCCAAAUUGAAGUUCUCACAGUUCCUGGAUGAAGUGAGCAGCCGAGUCCUUUGCCCUACCAACCCGUUCGUGUUGUCCAAGCAGACUGAAUCCUCCAGGUCUAACUCUUCCAUCUCCAGUCACAGUAGCAAGUCCAGGAUCCCAGACCCUCAACAGCAGCUGGGGGACGUGGACUUUUCUCAGAGCCCAGAUCAGCUGAAGAGCAUCCAGUCCGUGGAUGGGAUGCAGGAAGAACAAGGUGCUCCAGAGACUCUAGAAAAAGCCUACCUGGAGACGGACAUCGACUGUGUGCGAAGAGAGGAUGAGAUAAAGGAAGUGAAGACCAAGAAAGAGACGGCCAUCACAUUUGAGAGCAACGGGAGAAAAGAAGUUAAGACUACUACAGAAUGUCUUCCAAACCCCAUCCAGAGAAUCAGACCUUUGAGCCCGCUGCUCUACAGAGGGGAAACCCCCACUAAAUAUCCUUGCCGAUCUGUUUCCCUUCCCAGGGACAUCAACAUGGCUCCUGAUGAGGAGAUGCAGACCAUAAGCUCUCUGCAGGAACAAAAAGAAGACCUGCGCAAACGUCUCUCCUACACCACUCAUAAGCUGGAGCUUUUAGAGCGCGAGUUUGAUUCCACGAGGCAGUACCUGGAGACAGAGCUGCGCCGAGCCCAGGAGGAGCUUGACAAGUUCACCGACAAAUUACGCCGAAUACAGAGCAGUUACUCGGCACUGCAGAGGAUCAACCAGGACUUAGAGGAUAAAAUCCACCAAAAUUCACAGCACCACGAUGAUGAGAAACGGGCUCUUAGCAGAGAAAUCAUCGUCCUUAACAAUCAUCUCAUGGAAGCUAAGAUGACCAUUGAGAAACUGAGAGAGGACAAUGACUUAUACAGAAAGGACUGUAACCUGGCUGCACAGCUCUUGCAGUGUAAUAAGUCACAUUACAGAGCCCAGUUAUCUGAGUUGCCUGCAGAGUUUCAGGAGCGUGUAAGCUUGCACAUGGAGGGUUCUUCUCUCUGCCAUUCCCCGUAUGCCGACACAGUGCCUGCCUCUGUCAUUGCUAAGGUCCUGGAGAAACCAGACGAGGUCUGCGGCAUUCAAGCCUCUCGCUCACCCAGCCCACAACCCAAGGAACGCCAGGGAUUCCUUGUGGGCACAAGCCUUGUGGGUAGCACUGAGCGCCUUGGCCUCCGAGCUACUUACAAGUCAGACCUGCAUAGCAGUGAUACAGCACUUUAUUGCCCUGAUGAACGGAGACGAGAGCGCAGACCCAGCAUGGACCUCCAUGGACAGCGGAAAGUGUAUGAACCCCAGAACUCCACUGACAGCAACCCAGAAGAGGGAUCCAUGUCCCUGCAGCCUGGCUUCUCCCAGGACUUCAGAAAGUUUACAACCUCUCUGGGAGGAGGCUCUAGCUCUUACUCAAGUUUUAGUGGAGGAGGAUCAGAGGACAAGGGUCAGGAUCCUCCAAGCAGUGCUGCAUCUUCUCCGCGCCACCAAGCUCUUUACAUGGACUGGAGGGAUGGAGGUGAAUACGAGCACAAGAGUGACUCUUCCUGGGAGAGGGAGAGUCCAAGCGCCUUUACGAAGGCCCACACUUUUCAACAGCCUGAGUCUAGCCACCAUCAGAAUGGAAGCUCACCCAUCUACAGCAGAACAAUGUCUUCCUGUUACAGUGAACCUUAUGAGCCCCUGCCACCUUCCACCUCCCCCAGCAUCACCUAUGGUGACAGUCGCCGUGGAAGUGCUUUUAAUCCUGAGGAGGAAGAGCUGAUUGGUCGUUGGAGGCAACUGAGUGUGGAGGACCUGAGUGCCCACUCAUACCGUAGUCCCGGCCGGGCAUCACCCUACAGCUUCUCUGAGCAGCACUUCUCAGUCCGGCCUGCAAAAAUCCGUCUUGGUCCUCUCUAUAGUAGCUUUCAGGAAGGUACUGAUGUAUACCACCAUCAUGCCGGGGUAGUAGAUCCCUUCUCUAGCCCCAGCCCUGAUUGCAGCCCAGGCUUACGGCAGCAGCAAAGCCAACCUCACCUUUACCACUCCAAGGAGGAUAGCCAAGAGUCUGAGCACAGCCUCUACAGCCCAAAAGAUGGUGCGGUGGCAGCUGGGGGCCAGGCAACAGAGUAUGUUGACGUAAGUCCCAACAGUUCAAAUGAGUCACUGGACCAUGGAUCUCUGGAGAUGGCUGCUGAGCUGCAGCAUUACCAACCCGAGAGGCACAGCAUGUCCCCUCAGGGAACCACUCCACCACCCCCUCCACAACAACCGUACCAAAAAUUUGGCACACUAGGACUGUCAAGAAAGGACAGUCUCACCAAGGCACAGCUCUAUGGUACUCUACUAAACUGAGAGCAGAGUUUCCUGGUAACUCUCUUUCACGGAUCUGUAGUACUCUACUAAACUAAGAGCAGGGUUUCCUAGUUCCUCUCUUUUGUCAGUAGGUUUUGAAUGUUAAGCUACAGUUUGAGGCAAACAUUUGAUGGGAUUUUCUCUUGAAUAUUUUCAGUCCAUAAGCUCUCUUAUCUUUAUCCCCCUCUAUUUCUGUAUCUGUUACAGUGUUUUCUAAACAUCGAACAUAAUUUGCUCAUGUUUCUACAGUUAAUAUGAAGCUCUAACACUCGGCACUAUUUGUAUAGCCUAUUUUGAAAGUUUAUUAAUGGUUCUGUGUGGUUUUUGGAAAGUAUUUUAAGUACAUUAGAUGCAUUAUGAAUUUUUCAAACUUGUCUGCAGAGAGAGAGAGAGAGAGAGAGAGAGAGAGAGAGAGAGAGAGAGAGAGAGAGAGAGAGAGAGAGAGAGAGAGAGAGAGAGAGAGAGAGAGAGAGAGAGAGAGAGAGAGAGAGAGAUUAACUUUGUUUUACCAAAAGCCUUCUGGGCUCAUAAGGGUUUCUGAAUGGACAACACAUGCUUUGUAAAAAAGAAAUGCUAAUUUUGACAAGAAAUUUGAACUUUUAUUUAAUUUAUAAAUAGCUGUAUUUAAUGUUAAGUAUGCUAUAUCUAUAACUGUUUAAUAAAUGUAACACUAUGGAGAGACUGACAAAUCUAUAUAAUUGUAAAUGAUUUAUAUUGCUAUUAAUAAGGACGUCAGCACAAUUACACGCUGCAAACUACGGUGCCUGUGAGAGGACAUGGUCUGUUCACUUAGUUUUGUCACUGCCACGAAAUAAUAAUUUGUGGGAAUGUGAUUAUGUGUCGUGGGCACGAGAUAUUAAUUUGUGGGAACGUCAUCAUGUCGUGGCCUCAAGAUGCUAUGUUGAGGAAACGACAUCCACUUCUCUUAUGUUGAGGGAACGGCAUAUUUUUCUCAUGGCCACGAGUUUAAUGCGUAAACAAACCUGCGUGACAAUAGCAACCCAGGAUUAUCAGAGAUGUAUUAAUUAUAAUAUUUUAUUUUGAAUUAAGAAAAUAUUAUAUUAUUUAUUAUAGCAUGCCAGUGGCUGCCCUAGAGUGGUGCUAUAGCCCUAUCAGAAACUUGCUCAGCCCCUAGAUUCAUUAGUAAAUGAAAACACAACAGGCUCAUUUAUCAUUUAUCUGACAAUUAUGCCAAUAAAGUUUUGACGUGAUGUGAUGAUAAAUAAGCGUGUUGUGUUUUCAUUUACAAAUGAAUCUGUUUAUUAAUUCCUUAUUAUAACAAUUAUUUAUUCAAUUUAUUAUUUAUUCGUGAUAAACUUCAUUUGAAUGCUGACUAUCACACCCAAUAAAGUCCCGUAGCCAAGGCAUAUGGUUAUUAUAAUAAUUUAAUAAUUAAAUCUUUUCUAUAAUAAAUAAUAUAAUAAUUUCAUAAUUUAAAAUAAAACAUGAAUGAGUUGCUAUGGUCACAGAGGUUUGUUUACACAUUAAACUCGUGGCCACGAGAAAAACAUGUCGCUCCCUCAACAUAAGAAGACGUGGCUAGGAGAAAUAGAUGUUGUUCCCUAAACUUAGCAUCUCGAGGCCACGACAUAAGGAUGUCGUUACCUUGACAAAAGGAUCUCGUGGCAGCGACAUAAUAUGACAUUCCCAAAAAUUAAUAUCUCGUGGCCACGACAUAUUAUCACGUUCCCACGAGUUAUUAUGUCGUGGCCACGACAAAACUAAGUGAACUGACCAUGUCCUCUCACGGGCAACGUAGCAAACAAUUAAAAAUGCCUCAAAUGAUUUAAGUCAUGAUAACAAUUUGAUAUUUAACUGCGACCCAUUAAAGGAUCGUUCUACAGCUUUGUGAGCGAGACCUUGUGAAAACACUUUUUGAGAAUAAACUCUGCAUGGAUUCAUAAUACACUAAGUCAGCCCUUCAAAAUGAAGUCUCAACCAAAGUGAUACUUCUAAUCUAUUUCUAUUUCAAAUAGAUUUGAUAAUACUUGAGUCUAUUACAUCAUCAAACAAGUACAAUUUCUUGAAAGCACUGGGCAUUUAUUUAACUCCUGAUGUGUUUUGUUGGGCGAUGGAAUUUCCGAGGUGAUUGUUCUUUUCAGUGUUUUCUCUCUUUUGUUUCUCAGUGCUGUAAGCCCCUCCCUCAGGCCCUCUCUACCUCACGAUUCAAUCCCUCUCUUCUUUGUUAAUCAGCGGGGAUCCUGUGUCAGUUGACACAAUGAUGCAUGACUCUGUUUCUUCUGCUUUGCUUUCUAUAUCUAAUAAAGCACAAAAGUUGCACAA